Messenger RNA from Fusarium venenatum, 1149 nucleotides. RefSeq lists its product as uncharacterized. Gene Ontology annotation, molecular function: N-acetyltransferase activity. Lineage: Eukaryota; Fungi; Ascomycota; Sordariomycetes; Hypocreales; Nectriaceae. The record is from RefSeq and is a predicted model, not a curated record.
AUGUCCGAAGUCCUAGGAAGAUUCCACGCCAAUCUGUGGUGUCCAGAUAAACCAGCAUGGAAGGUCAUCGUUAUUGAGCAUUUGAUUGAUGGCCCGAGCACCGGACUUGGCACUCUCUCAAGGCUAGACAUUGCAUUCUUCGCGCAUCACGCGAUUGCUGAUGGUCUCAGUUGUAUUGCUUUCCAUUCUUCGCUUAUGGAUAACCUCCAAUUGUCUUUGGAAUUGGUCUUACCUGCCCGAUGGCCUUUAAGGUUGGAUGAGACUCUAAGUAUACCACCAACAGUCGAAGAAUGUAUGGACAUUGCACCGUGCAGAUGUAUAACCUGCAACGGUCAAAGUAACCUUACUCAACCGGUUUGGGCAGGUGGUGAUAUUUCAACCACCCCUCAGACAAACUUUGAGAGCCGGGUUCGCAUCAUCACUUUUCUCCCAGAGGCAGUCUGCCGUAUUCUACGAAAGUGCAAACUGGCCAGGGUUACUUUGACUGGACUCCUACAUGCAUACAUAUGUACUUCUCUUCAACGCGCACUAAAGAAAGAGGGCAUUAAUGAAGAUACUACUCUGGGAUUCCGAUCUGUAACACCCUUUCAGAUACGAAAGCAUACAGGAGUCUCUGACAAAGACAUCCUCAACCACAUCUCAUAUCUAACUACUUACAUACCCCAUGAUGAAUUAGAUAAGACAGUGGCUUGUGAUGCGAAUUCCGACUCAGAAGAAAAGCAUAUUGUGGAACUUGCACGUUUCUUCAGUGACGAUAUAGUCACCAAGGUCAAACAAUUUCCUCACGGAAACAACAUGGCGGGGCAACUUGGUCAAAUUCGGGACACCUUUCAGUAUUGUAAAAGCCAAGGUGGCCAAAAGAGACAGUAUACUUAUGAGCUUUCUAACCUGGGAUCUAUACCAAACAUGUCCUUGCCCGAGCGCAGUGGUAUCAAGAUCGAAAAGCUAGUCUUUACGCAAUGUGGCUUUAUCGCUGGUCCAGCUCUAGGUUUUAACUGUGUUAGUGUUAAGGGAGGGCCUUUGACGCUGAGUGUUACAUGGCAAGGUGGUAUUGUUCAGGAGUCAAUUAUUGAGAGCGUCAUAGAUGAGCUCGAGACUCGCAUCGGCUGUCAGGGAGGGUGUAUAAGGGGGGAUUCUAGAACAGGUUAA